AUGCCAGACAUGUUCCCUCAAUUAGAAAACGGCUCAUCAUUGGGACCUGAACAACUCGUCCCACGUCUGUUGGCCGAGCCGGAUAGCGCACAGGCCUUACCGGCCGAGUACAUUAAUGAAUUGGUUAUACGUUUUACGGAUGAUGGACUUGAUAUGAUUCUGGGAGCAGCCGUCUCUAUUAUAUCGCAGCAACUUUGUAAUCUAGAUAUCCUGGGUGAUUAUAAGCGCCAUUUGCAGACACUGACGUUCCUCUGCGAAAACAAAACGAUCGCUGCCAUGCUGCCAACAUUACCUGAAUUCGAUCCAGCCGAUGCAACCGCUAAAAACAUUGAAGAAGUCUCGCUACUAGGGCCUUUCCUUCGGCUUACGGCUUAUCCUGACAGUGCGCCCAAGGUGGCCGAGAACUUUUUCCAGAAUGCCGAAGAAAGAUAUUCAGCGGACUUGGAAUCUUGCAUGAACGGUUUACGAGGCACAGUGCACAACAUCCAGAGGACCCUAUUUGGUAUUAUCAACAGCAUUGUUCGGUCAGGUCCAGCUGCCCGUGAAGCUGUGCUUGCCUAUUUUGCUCACAUACUGCGGUUGAACGAAAAGCGUGCUCAGAUGCAGGUUGAUCCGCAGACGGUAGCAAGUGAAGGCUUCAUGCACAAUAUUGCAGCAGUAUUGCUAGAUUUAUGCGAUCCUUUUAUGGAUGUAAAGGCGUCAAAGAUUGAUAAAAUUGAUCCAACGUAUUUCCGCACAAGUCACCGUCUUGACAUUAAGGAGGAUACCAAGAUUAGUGGAACAAAGGAACAAUCGGAUGAAUAUUAUGGCGAUUCGCGACCCCAAAAGGAACACAAUUUCAUUACCGAGAUUUUCUUCCUUACCAUAUGCUUCAUGCAUUAUGGUCCCAUCCGAUCCUGUGUCAACUACAACGAGUUCAAGCGAGAAUAUUCUGAACUGAAGCGACAGACCGAGCGCAUGGAACAGGAGAUGGCUCGUAUGGGUAGUUCGGCUGUAAGUAGUAGUUGUUUUGAAAAGAGCCUUAGCUAUGACUUUCUUAUGAAGCGUAUGAAAGCACGUUUGGACAUCAUGGCGAUGCACAAGAGGGCCUAUGAGUCUAUGCUGAUGGAUACUGAGUUUCUCUCACAAGCAAUGCGCUUCCUCAACCUGGUCAUGUCUUGGCUCAUUCGUCUUGUCGAUUCUCGAGAACAACAUCCGUGGAAGACUGUGACGCUCCCAUUGGCUCAAGAGAUUCCUGAAGUGUUUGCCAUGUUACCAGAAUGGAUCAUUGAAGAUAUUGUUGAAUUCUUUAUCUUCCUCGGAAAAUUCUGUUACCAAACUCCAACUUUCCGUAGUAACUCACAAGAAGAGGUUGUUGCCUUUAUCAUCACCUUUUUGCGCAAUUCAAAAUACAUCAAGAAUCCAUACUUGAAAGCGAAGCUUGUUGAGAUUCUCUUCUUUUUCACUUAUCCUCUCGGUAAAGGCAUACCCGGCGAACUGGAACCUAUGCUCAACUCCCACCCACUUUCACUGGAUCAUUUAGUACCAUCAUUGAUGAACUUUUAUGUUGAGGUGGAACAGACGGGUACUAGUUCCCAGUUUUAUGACAAGUUCAACAUUCGUUACAACAUUAGUCAUAUCAUGAAGACCAUAUGGAACCACCCGGCCCAUCGCAGCAAGUUGCGCGAGGAAAGCAAAAAUCACGAACUCUUCACGCGCUUUGUCAACAUGCUGAUGAGUGACGUUACAUAUCUAUUGGACGAGAGCUUAAGCAAGUUAUCAGAAAUCCAUCAAAUACAGACCGAAAUGGAUGAUACUACAGCAUGGGAAGCCCAGCCUCCACAACAACGACAAGAGCGCGAAGGCACGCUGCGUACAUUGGAGCGUCAAGCACAAUCUUAUGUGGCAUUAGGUAAUGAGACGGUUCAUAUGCUCCAGUACCUCACCAAAGAAGUCGUCGAACCGUUCAUGGUAUCAGAAGUGGUGGAUCGAUUGGCUGCUAUGCUUGAUUACAACCUUGCACAACUUGUUGGACCCAAGUGCCAAGAGCUAAAGGUUAAGAACCGUGAAAAGUAUCAUUUCCAACCCCGUGUCUUGCUUUCGGAAAUCAUCGAUAUCUACUUACAUUUGAGCUGUCCUGCUUUUGUGGAAGCUGUCGCACGUGACGGGCGAUCCUACAAAAAGGAAUACUUUUCCAAAGCCGCAUCGAUUCUGCUCAAGCAACGUCUGAAGCAUGCAGACGAUGUAGCUUCAUUGGAAGCAUUUGUCAACAAGGUCGAAGAGGCUAUCCAAUGUGGCGUUGAAGAGGAGGAAGAAUUGGGCGAUGUUCCGGACGAAUUCUUGGAUCCUAUUCUUUCCAGCGUGAUGGAAGAUCCCGUGCUAUUGCCUACCUCAGGCACCAUCAUUGAUCGCAGCACGAUCCGUGCACACUUGCUGAGUGAUACUCGUGAUCCUUUCAGCCGUGCUCCACUCUCGAUGGAUAUGAUCCAGCCAGGUAUGAUAAAAAGACACCCCCGCAAGGAGCUUACUAAUACUGUGUUCAUCUUUACGUAA
Zychaea mexicana is the source of this 2532-nucleotide messenger RNA. Its product is annotated as ubiquitin elongating factor core-domain-containing protein. Gene Ontology annotation, cellular component: nucleus; cytoplasm; ubiquitin ligase complex. The transcript has 17 exons. Gene Ontology annotation, molecular function: ubiquitin-ubiquitin ligase activity. Gene Ontology annotation, biological process: protein polyubiquitination. Bases 1 to 2532 code for a protein of 843 amino acids. Lineage: Eukaryota; Fungi; Mucoromycota; Mucoromycetes; Mucorales; Lichtheimiaceae. The record is from RefSeq and is a predicted model, not a curated record.